AUAAAGCAGGACUCCUAAAUAGCCAUAAAGCAGAUCCACUACCUCACAUUAUUAUACCUUUCCUCUCCAGCCAUCCCAAUCUCUUCUUUCCCACCAAGUUUAGCAUCAUCCCCCUCUCCUUACUGACCAAGCAACUCUGUGCUACUUAUUAAGAAACUGUCACAUGAAGGCAUCAUUCCAUCAUAGUCCACGCACUUAGAAACCAACGAGAGUUCACAAUGUUUGAGACAGAGAUGGAAGCCGACUGGGGGCCAGUGAUUGUGGCGGUGGCCCUCUUCAUCCUCCUCUCGCCAGGGCUCCUCUUCCAGAUACCGUCGAGGUUCAGGGUGGUGGAGUUCGGGAACAUGCAUACCAGUGGGAUUGCUAUUCUGGUUCACGCCGUCAUAUUCUUCUGUAUUCUUACCAUCCUGGUUAUCGCCGUCGGCAUUCACGUACAUUUCACUUGAUCCCAUUUUGCUUCCAUGCUCUGCGACAGCUCUGCCCAGUUGUUCAGUAAUCAGUACAAGUUUUGUGUCGUUAUUGCUGACAGUAAUUAUAGCCCUCUUUUCAGCAACUCCAGUUCUGUAGAUUUCGGUGCUCCGUCAACUCGGCAUACGUAAUAUGUGGCGACAGUCCUAUAAAUAGAAGUAAGCAAAACUUUGCAAAUCCAGAUGUUUCAUGGUUCCAAAUUUUUCCCCCUUUUGAUUUAUGUAUAAUUUGAAUUGGGUAUAAAGAAUUAGUAGUGUUUAGUUUCAGGGUGAGACGACAGCCUAACAGAGUAGGCAAAAGAAAUGAUAAAAUGAUUGUGAAUAUAAGUAGGUUUCAGUUUGUAAGAGGCAAACCGAGCCAGUGAUCAUGUAAUUUCGGUUUAGUCUCGCUAAUUAUAACAUAGCAAUAUACUAUCUUCUUAAUUCUCAUAUCUACGAUUGACUAUUGAUCUAA
Neltuma alba is the source of this 921-nucleotide messenger RNA. RefSeq lists its product as uncharacterized. The transcript has a single exon. The record is from RefSeq and is a predicted model, not a curated record. Lineage: Eukaryota; Viridiplantae; Streptophyta; Magnoliopsida; Fabales; Fabaceae. Bases 219 to 446 code for a protein of 75 amino acids.